AUGGCGAGACAGAAGCCUGCAGCCGGGCCGAAGCAUCGAAAGGCUAGCACGCCGGCCAGCCAGAUAGACGACGGCUACGACCCGACGGCGGUGACGCCGGCCGACUUUGACGGCUUCCUCGACCCGCUCCUCGACGGCUCCGCCAUCUUCGACGAGCUUUUCUUCUGGGUCGACAGCACGGACACGUCGCGGAACCGCAUCAACGGCGACGAUGCGCCGAUGGCGUCGCUGCACCACAUCUCGGGCAACCUGGCGCUGGCGGGCGCGUACCCGCACGGGCUGGACAGGCUGAGCACGGCGAUGCCGGACUUCCUGAGCAGCGCCAGCAGCACGGAUCAGCCGACGGAGGCGGACCAAGGGGGAGCGGGCGGGGGAGGGAAGAACCGCUGCUGGGACCACGGAUGCAACGGACGCGAGUUCUCGUCCAAGAGCAACUUCGUGCGACACGUCAAGGAGCGGGCGGGCACGAGCGCAAAGGGGGUGUGCCCGCUGUGCGGGGCGGUCUUCACGCGCAACUCGGCCAGAGACACCCACCUGGCCAAGCAGAGCUGCAACAGGAUCCGCCGCUAUUCCAAUGGGCGCCCGCGCCCCAGCCGUCUCGCCGUCUUGGGCAACCCCCGCGUCACCGCUGCAGCGGUGGCUGCGACGGACGACGUCCAUUGGCAGGCCGUCGACUGGGGCUCGGGAUACGUGGAUGGCACCAGCGCCACCAUGCCGCCGCCCCCAACCUGA
Durotheca rogersii is the source of this 732-nucleotide messenger RNA. RefSeq lists its product as uncharacterized. The transcript has 2 exons. The record is from RefSeq and is a predicted model, not a curated record. NCBI's taxonomy places the organism in Eukaryota, Fungi, Ascomycota, Sordariomycetes, Xylariales, Xylariaceae. Bases 1 to 732 code for a protein of 243 amino acids.